This is a messenger RNA of Halichondria panicea, 1448 nucleotides long. RefSeq names its product adhesion G protein-coupled receptor E2-like. Gene Ontology annotation, molecular function: G protein-coupled receptor activity. The record is from RefSeq and is a predicted model, not a curated record. The transcript has 7 exons. Gene Ontology annotation, cellular component: plasma membrane. The coding region runs from base 875 to 1219 and encodes 114 amino acids. NCBI's taxonomy places the organism in Eukaryota, Metazoa, Porifera, Demospongiae, Suberitida, Halichondriidae. Gene Ontology annotation, biological process: adenylate cyclase-activating G protein-coupled receptor signaling pathway; cell surface receptor signaling pathway.
UCAGGUCUCAAAGGUCACUUUCCCUAAUGCAGUAUGCCAUAUAAUACUGGCACUGCAUUUCAUUUGAUCUCAAAAGUCAAAAAGCAAAAGAUAAUUAACUGAUAAUCUUGCAAAUAUACUUCAGGAUUCUUCUGCUGAGAGUCAGCAAUUGCUGUUGAGUGCAGAGUUAUAUGGUCAGUAUGUGUCAUUAGCGCUAAGGAGUGAAGCUGUGGAUAUAGGCAACAUGACGGAGAUCACACUUGAGAGACAAAACAUUGUGCUAGCUGCAAUUGAAGUUGACACCACUAGCUAGUUUAGAUCACAUUACCUUUCCUAAAGUUGUCGAAGUCAGUGAAGAAACAGGCUCAGCCCAAACUGUGAUACCAGCUGCUCUUCUUAUGGAGAGAGGGGCUUUAGGUAUUCCAUAAACUUUGGUGGUAACCAAAAUCUGUUUAUCCAUGUCUGUCUCAUGCAAUUUUCAGAGGGGAAUGUUACAGCAGUCAACAUUCUAUUUUCCAACUUGGAGGAUUUUCUUCCAAAAACCAAUCUUGAAAUGUAUUAUCGACAGUACUAAGUCAUGUUCUGCUCAGUACGUCUCAUAAUUAUGUUUAUACAGGAACAUAACCAGACCUGUAUCACAGGUUAUUUCUAGUCCAGUGUAAAGUUAACUAACUCUGAGGCACAGGCAACCUUCAGAUUGACCACCCAAAAGUUCUCUGAGGAUGAAGUAGCCGAAAAUGCAAAAUGUGUAUUUGGAGUGUUUCUAGUGAUGCGGCCAACAGCUAGCAGGUGGUCCACGGAAGGUGUGAUUACAGUCAGUGUGGAUGAAGACAAGCAAAUGAGAUUGUAUGAUAUUGUCUGUUAGAGCAGUCAUUUCACAGCAUUUGCUGUUCUAAUGGAUGUCACUGGAGCACUGAAUGACACAACUCCAGAGAUCAGGUUUGCUCUAUCCGUGGUGACUUAUGUUGGUUGUUCCAUAUCCAUCUUCUUUCUUCUGUUGUCUAUCCUCUAUUUCUUGACAUUGAGAAAAGAGCUGUUGACCAAGGUUCAUAACUUCAUUCAUCUCAACCUGUCUAUUUCUUUGCUCCUUGGCUACGUGGUGUUCUUGUCAGGAGUAGAAACAGCUGUGGCCAACGACGACGAGGGAGCGUGUGUGUUUGUGGCUGCUCUCCUUCACUACCUGUUCACUAAUGUGUUCUUUUGGAUGCUGUGUGAGGGAAUUAUGCUCUAUCUGAUGUAAUUGGUGAUUGUCUUCAACUGAAUAUCCAAGAAAUGGUAGAUAUUCUUUAUUAUUGGAUGGGGUAAUUAAAGAUAUCUUGUUUCUGUUAGCACGAUCGAUGCAUAUAAUUAUUAUACUAUGUACAUGAAUGCAUAAUUAUAAAGAGUAAUAAUGUGCAUGAGCUAGCAACCACUUUCACUUGGCAUAAUUAUAAUUAUAUAAUUAUACUCACAUGCAUGUCAUACCGUAG